AUGAAUUCGUUAUCCAUGGAAGUAGCGAAAGAAAUGGUUUCGAAGAGAAUUAUUGAAUUGGUGGAUUUUCCUAAAGAUAUUGUUGGAGAAGAUCAACGCAUGAUGAAUUGGUCGGAUAGACUUCUAGAAGCUAAAAGGCUCCACCUUGAAUUUUAUCGAACUUUCAAUACUAGUCCUCUUCUCCCUUUAUAUUCUAUUAAUUCUCCACCACCUCAGAACAAUCUUCACCAUGUUGAUGAUUCUGUUUCAACACUACCACCCAUGGUUCCUCCUUCUCAUACGAAACCAGAAAUCCAUACAGACAAGUUGGAUAAAGUUGAGGAAUGCAAUAUGGGCUCUUCAACGGCUCAGCAGAAUCAGAUCAAUAAAACAGUAUUAAUCGGCAGCAAUAUUCAUGUUCCUAUUAUUAUUAUUGAUGACGACGAAGAUGAUGCAAACAUGAGAGGAGGAGUGGUAGAACAGAGGACGACGAUGAAUAUGACAGAAUUCGAGAAUAAUGCAAAGAUGAGUGUAGUGGUAGAAAUCGAGGAAGAUGAUUUGGCAGGUGCUGAUGAUGAUGAUCCAAUCUACUUCAUGGAUAUAGAAGAAUAUAAUAAUAAUGAUUCGAGUCUAGGAGGAGGAGGCAGCCUGAUUGUAGAGGAACAUGAAACACCAUCAUCCAAGGAUAGCUGCUGCUUAGAGGAAGACCAUCAUGAAAUAAUACUAACAAAAAAAAGGAAACAAGAGACUAUGAAUGAAAGCAGCAAAAGAUACAACUUGAGGGAGAGGUGUUGUAAUUGUGCAACUAGAUCAAGUCCAUUAUGGAGAAAAGGUCCGAUGGGCAAAAACACCCUUUGCAAUGCUUGCGGGAUUCGAUACAAAAAAUAUGGACUUCUCAAUCCCAGAUAG
Messenger RNA from Impatiens glandulifera, 888 nucleotides. Its product is annotated as GATA zinc finger domain-containing protein 9-like. The record is from RefSeq and is a predicted model, not a curated record. Gene Ontology annotation, molecular function: zinc ion binding; sequence-specific DNA binding. Lineage: Eukaryota; Viridiplantae; Streptophyta; Magnoliopsida; Ericales; Balsaminaceae. The transcript has 2 exons. The coding region runs from base 1 to 888 and encodes 295 amino acids. Gene Ontology annotation, biological process: regulation of DNA-templated transcription.